GACUGUGUUUCAGGGAACCGACAACAAACAUCUGCGCUCUGUGUAGGACGGCAACUGUGUAGUUUAUAGUCUUGGAUUACAGCUUUUCUACUUAAAAACAAUUGGUUAAAAUUAUUGACACUUUCCUGCGGACUUUCCUGUCCCGAGCUGCGAUGGCAGGCUGAUGCUCCAGGCGCUGUAUCGCCCACGCUUGUCACCCCGAGCAUCCCGUCCGGAAAACACCACUGUGGAUGCCUUAAAUCAUGAGCGUCGCGGGACCUCAGUCGAGGCAAGCCAAUGGAGUGGCCAGAUCGGACAGCAAGAUCAGCGCCAAGGCCCUCUAUGAACAGAGGAAAAAGUACUCCAACUCCAAUUAUAUCAUGCAUGAGACGUCGCAGUAUCAUGUAGAGCAUCUCUCCACGUUCAUUAUGGACAAGACAGAGUCCAUUGUCACAGUCGACGAUGCUAUCAAGAAACUGGUCCUUCUUGAUACAAAAGACAAAAUCUGGACCCAGGAGAUGCUGCUGCAGGUCACCGACAAGGCGGUCAGGCUUCUGGACUGUGACACACAGGAGGAGUUGGAAAACUUCCCUCUCCCCACCAUCCACAUGAGCCAGACAGUCCUGAAUCAGACACGGUACCCCUCCGUGCUGCUGCUGGUGUGUCAGGACAAGGAGCAGCACAAACCUGACAUCCACUUCUUCCACUGUGAUGAGGUGGAGGCUGAGAUGGUUCAUGCAGAUAUAGACAGUGCCAUUGGAGACAACAAACAUGGAAAGAAAAUGAGGCUUCAGACUCUGAAGGUGAACCAGGAGAAAAUGAAGCGUCACAGGGAAACCAUCCUCCCCCCCUCAGCUCCUAAGGGCCCCUCACCUGCUGCAAAAGGACGUGUUGCAGCCAUGAACACACAGGUAGAUCCACGAGCCUCUGGACAAAAUGACGCAGAGUCACAUGAAAAGCUGGCCCAGCGCAUUGAGAAGGAUGUGCAAAUCCUCAACUGUGCCCUGGAUGACAUAGAGAUCUUUGUAGCACGGCUGCAAAAGGCAGCAGAGGCCUUUUCUCAGCUCAACCAUCGCAACAAGAGUAAGAAGAAUAAGAAGAAAGGACCAGCAGAGGGCAUGCUGACCCUGCGAGCCAAGCCCCCCUCUGAAGCAGAGUUCAUUGAUAGCCUGGAGAAACUGAAGCUGGCCCUCAACCUCUUGGCCAAGCUGAGGAAGCACAUACAGAAUCCAAGCGCAUCUGAGCUGGUUCAUUUCCUCUUCGGCCCUCUGGAGCUGGUGCUGCAGAGCUGUGGGAGUCCUGACCUGGCGCGGUCAAUAAUCUCCCCUCACCUCGCAAGAGACACUGUCGACUUCCUGCGGGGACACCUGACCCCCAAAGAGAUGACCAUCUUUGAGCUGCUGGGGGAAGGGUGGACCAAACCCAGAGCGGAGUGGCCGAGGGAUCAGUGCGCUCCUCCUUAUCACCCAAAGUUUCGUAAUGGCUGGGAGCCGCCUGCUGAGCUCCUCAGGAUGGCCUCAUGGGAAACAGAGGGGCCCAUGGGACCACUGGGGUCUCCCACCAGGCACUCAGCUAAAGAUUAUUAUGGAACUCAUUCCUCAAGUUCGUCAAAUGGGUCCUACAAUGGGAUGUCCCGCAAAUUUGCCAAACCCUGCUACAACUUUGUCGCACGGAAUGCCAACGAGCUGUCAGUGCUGCAGGACGAAAUCCUCGAGGUGAUCGAGGAUGACAAACAGUGGUGGAAACUACGGAAUCGCAGCGGACAGACCGGCUUCGUCCCGUUUAACAUGCUGGAGGUCGUGAAGAUCGAGGAGCCGGGGGCCAUCUACAGCCAGCAGGGCUACAGGACGUCCCCUCCUGGUUCUCUGAGCCAUGGAGACAGCUUCAACAAGGGACCCAAAGACCAAAUGAUGGAUCAGGUGAACACUGAGCUAUUAAAAAAGAUCACUGAAAACAAGCAGCCGGCCAGGAAGUACCACGUGGAGCGAUCAUCCGGCAUACCGCUCCCCUUCGACUCAAAGCCAGAGCAGGUGACCGCAUGGCUCCGCGCAAAAGGUUUCUCACAACCGACUGUUGAAUGUUUGGGGAUCCUGACUGGAGCCCAACUUUUUUCCCUCAACAAAGAAGAACUGAUGACGGUGUGCGGAGACGAAGGCCGCAGAGUCUUCUCACAGGUCACCGUGCAGAAAGAACAGCUCGAGAAGAGCAGUGGAGACUCAGAGCUGCAGGAGAUCAUGAAGCGGCGGCAGGAGAGGAUCAACUCGGGCAGCAAAGACUGAACCUGCCGAGCAGCACGACCCCUCCACGAGGUUUCACUCUCUCAACUGCAACAGCUUCUUCAAUCAGUCUACUGUUAAUUAUGGCUUACAGUAGAACAUAUUGGAAUGUUGUAUACAUUUUUAAUUGAAUAUUUAUUUUGUAUCAUCCACUGUGUAUGUACUCCAGUGUUUUCUUAUCAAAUCAUGUUGCUUUUUGUCUCAUUAAAUUUUGUUGUUGUAUGAAAAGAGGAACAUAUGGAUCUAUGUACAGUUUUGUGUGUGUGUGUGUGUGUGUGUGUGUGUGUGUGUGGGAGCAUGUGUAAACACAACAUGCAUGUAACGUACAAAUCUGUACGGGCAGUGUGGUAAAUGUUUCUGCUCAUUGUCGAUAUUGCAGCUGUUUACUGAAUGACUUAAAUAAGUAGAUCUUAGCUAUCGCAUAUCUAAAUCUGUGCCACAAUGUUUGACACAUUUUCUGAUAUAUAGCCAAUUA
Centropristis striata (black sea bass) is the source of this 2730-nucleotide messenger RNA. RefSeq names its product EPS8 like 2 (gene eps8l2). The transcript is spliced from 21 exons. Gene Ontology annotation, cellular component: vesicle; plasma membrane; ruffle membrane. Gene Ontology annotation, molecular function: actin binding. The coding region runs from base 243 to 2258 and encodes 671 amino acids. The record is from RefSeq and is a predicted model, not a curated record. Gene Ontology annotation, biological process: positive regulation of ruffle assembly; Rho protein signal transduction; regulation of Rho protein signal transduction. NCBI's taxonomy places the organism in Eukaryota, Metazoa, Chordata, Actinopteri, Perciformes, Serranidae.